AUGUUUGAUUUUUCCUUCCCAACGCCGGCUAGCGCUGGGACCCGAAUGGGGCCGGCCAGCUGCGAGCUGCGUUUCUCCAGGGUAGACGCCACCGCAGUCACUGAUGUCCCUUUUCAAAGGAUGCACGCUCCCCACCGGGCGCCGGAGGUGUUUUGCAGCCGCUCUGCCAGAGGCGCGGGUAGGGGGCACCCUACACCCAUCCCCAGAGUCCGCUGGGCACAGGCUGGAAAUCAGCCUCGCUGCUGUGCCCAGCUCCUCUCGGGCCGCGGGGGCUCUGGGACACAGCUUCGUGCGGGAUGGGUCCGGGGCGCAGCUGUGGGAGACCUAUUUAUUCCGCUGCUGGGGAAGGAAGAGGGAGAAGAGGAGGGGACAGUGCUUUCCUACAGGUUUACGGUGCGUAUCUCCAACAUCACAGGCAUUGUAGGUACAACAGUGAGCAAAACAAAACUAGCUCUUGUCCUCAUGGAACUUACUGUCUAGAAGGGAAGGCAGACACCAAGCUUCUAAUUGCCUGCAAUUGUGGUGUGAUUUGGCAUCAUGCACUUUGCCCAUCUUAUGGAGAAGACUGAGGCCUGUGGUUGGAAAGGGUGAGGGAGCAGCCUGCUAUCUUUAGAGAAUACAAUUUCAGCCCCAGGUUCUUCCUGUACCUCUGAUAUGGAGCUACCCUUCCUGGAUCGAAGCCGUCUGCCAAGUCAAUGGGCCUGAUGAUCAUCUGACUCUCCAAAUGCCAGAUUUUCCUCCUCCUUGCCUCAGGGAAGUGAAGGGCAGCCGAUAGCCCACCUGAGGAAUAAAAUAUGACUCCAACCUCAGUGCUCCAUGGACCUGUCAUUCUCAGCAGUGUAAAUCCUAUGGCUCAGAGAGAAGGCAGUUUGCACAAGGUAGACAGCCAGUUGUUUCAGCUAUUCCAAUCCUGCAUGUCAUGUACCUGGAAAGGGUUUCUGUACAUUCCCUCUGCCUUUCCUACUACCCCAGCAGACUGCCCUCAGCCUUACCUAUGAGUCCUAGUUAUGGAUUCCCAACCAGUAAUGCCACUGGAGCCUAGAUAAGGGGAAGUCAGAGGAGCCACCCCAACUGGAGCCCAGGCUGGAGAAAGGACCUGGCAUG
This is a messenger RNA of Cercocebus atys (sooty mangabey), 1104 nucleotides long. RefSeq names its product chromosome unknown open reading frame, human C17orf102 (gene TMEM132E-DT). Lineage: Eukaryota; Metazoa; Chordata; Mammalia; Primates; Cercopithecidae. The record is from RefSeq and is a predicted model, not a curated record.